GGUUGUCAAAACUUGCUUGAUUCAGGUUGAAAGACAUUCAUCGAACUUCGAGAAUGAUUUUUGGGAAUUUAUACUUCAACCACAUGAAAUAUAUUCUAAAUGUAAAUUUGUUAAUUAAAAGGAUUUUAGAAGCAAAAUAAUUUAAUGUGAACAUAUCGAGGUCAUAAAGGAUUUUGUUAUUAGUUAAUUCAACAAUGACGGUUCAAGACGGUUGGCGAUAUAUAGAUAGCGAAUUUGAAGAAAACAUAGAAAAACAUAAUGAAACUGGAACGAACUCAAAAGUUGAAAAAAGCGAUAACAAUUUAAGAAAGACCCUCAAGAAAGUUGCAGAAAUAUUAACAGUAGAGCCCUUAGUAGGAAUAUACCAACUUGCAAUUUGCCUUUCGAAACCGGCUUUAGAUAAUUUGGAAUUAGAAAAAGCUUGUAGGGUCAAUUUGAGAUACAACGAUACUGUCUGCAAUGCUAUUCUCACAGGACAUCACAGGAGGUAUUCAGAAGAAAACAAUAAUAUUCAGGUAAUUAUUGGUAAAAUGCAUUCUUGGCAGCAACCUGUCCAAAGCUUCAUGCCAUUACUUCUUAUUCUCUUCUUAGGAUCUUACAGCGAUAGACACAAACUAAGGAAACCAUUCUUCAUAAUUCCAAUUAUCGGAGACCUUCUAGGAAACAUUGGAUGCAUCUUUUGCGUGUUGAACAUGACAUCUUGGCCUAUAGAAGUCCAAGGAGUAUUCCAGAAAAUAGUGCCUUCGUUUUUUGGAACACAAAGUUUGUUGACGAUGUCGACCACUGCCUACGUAGCUGAUAUAAGUAGCGUAGAGUCGAGGACUUUUAGAAUUGGAUUGACAACUUUAGUGAUAAGUGUAGUUGUGCCAGUGGCUAACGCAAUUUCGGGUAUUUUGUUCCUACAAAUAGGCUAUCACGGUGUAUUGUGCCUAUCAUCAAUGAUGUUAGUGUCUGCUUUAAUGUAUGGCAUGUUAUGGGUAAAAGAAUCAACAAAUCCUCAGAAGAAUAAAAAAAUUAAUCUAUUUGCUGAUGUUCUAAGUCCUAAACAUGCUUUAGAUACGUUUAAGAUUAUCUUCAAGAAAACGCAAGAAUUAAAAAAUAUGAGAUUUUUAUUGCUGUUAGUUAUUCUUCAUCGAUCAGCAUUUGAUGGUGAAACUAAUGUUCUUUACCUCUAUGUUCAAAAUGUAUUUCAAUGGACACCAGUGGAUUUUACAUAUUUUCUGACAGUUAAUUCAACUGUUACUUUAAUUGGUAAUAUUUUAGGAAUAUGUCUACUUGUUAAAAUUUUAAAUGCGGGUGACUUAAUAAUAUUAUUUAUAACAGUAUUUACUAGAAUCUUGUCAAAUUUAUUAUAUGGUUUAGCAACUACACCAGAAAUUUUCUAUCUAGGUGCUUUUAUGAGUGUAGUAACAAAAUUAUACAGGAUAGUAAAGAGAUCUUAUGCGACUAAAAUAGUUUCAACUGAUGACAUUGGAAAAACUCAAUCACUCUUAGGUAUCGCAGAAGCAUUAGCGCCAGCCCUAUCUGUUCCUGUAUAUAAUUUAUUAUAUAUGCACACUUUGAAAACAUUUCCAGCAUCAAUAUUUUUCUUCAGUAUUAUAAUUUAUUUUUUUUGCUGCCUACUUAUUCUAUGGAUGUACCUUAAGAAUAAAAAUUGUAUUAACAAAAAAAUUGAUCGGCAAGGUGAUUAUAAGACUGCUGUUAUUGAAACUACACACAUGUAAUCGUGAUAUAAAUAA
This is a messenger RNA of Psylliodes chrysocephalus, 1739 nucleotides long. Lineage: Eukaryota; Metazoa; Arthropoda; Insecta; Coleoptera; Chrysomelidae. The record is from the annotation of a GenBank genome assembly.